Molecule: messenger RNA, 5717 nt
Organism: Boleophthalmus pectinirostris (great blue-spotted mudskipper)
Lineage: Eukaryota; Metazoa; Chordata; Actinopteri; Gobiiformes; Gobiidae
Gene: smg6
Product: SMG6 nonsense mediated mRNA decay factor
Exons: 19
Coding region: 14-4684 (1556 amino acids)
Biological process (GO): nuclear-transcribed mRNA catabolic process, nonsense-mediated decay
Cellular component (GO): telomerase holoenzyme complex
Molecular function (GO): protein binding; telomeric repeat DNA binding; telomerase RNA binding
Source: RefSeq, a predicted model, not a curated record
CACCGUAGUUGUUAUGUUUGUUUUAGUGAAAGCAAAAAUGGCGAACGAUCUCGACAGAGUGCGAAUCUCUGCAGCGGAACUCCGUGCUGAAGUCUCAAAUUCUGUCAAAAUCAACAGUAGUCAGAGAGGACAAGAAAACAAUCUAACAGAGGAACAGCAGAAGGUGCACAACCCACAUAAGAAGCGUGAAGGGAAGAGGCCAGAUCUGCAGCGAUAUCAGCCAUCAGUAGGAAGGCGCCAUAGGGACAGCGAGGAAAGUGACCCGAUUAUCCCUUGUCAAAAUGCAGACCAUGUUUCACUAGAAUCACAAAAACUGCUCAAAACAAAUGAAAAGAUGGCACAUGGACAGGAGAGCACAGAUGGAGGAGCUGUUUCGAACAAAAGAAUGGAAGAUCGAGUGAGAGGUGAUGGUAGUAACACCCAGAACUCUAAAAAAACACCACCACCCGCUAAAACAGAAGAGAAUCGGGAAAAGGACUGCGUUGAUAAUGACGGGGAACAACAGGAACUUGCCGGAGCUGCGAAGACGCCAAAAAAGACUCGAAAACCGGACAGAGAAUUUUAUCAACCUGGCAGCCGAAGAAAGGAUGUUCGAGAGCAAGACAAAUCUGUGAAUAAAAAGAGUGAAUCACAGCCACAUUCAAGUACAUCAGAAAAGGAAGGAGAUAAAAAUAGUUCAGCACAAAAGAAAGCCGUGAUGGAGACCACUGUUGAAAAUAAGACCUCACCAUCAGAGGCGUCAAUGGAAAAACUGCUGAACAAAGUGGAAAAUCUUAGUGUAAAGGAAAAAAGCAAAUCAGGAGAGAGAGGGGAGGGGAAGGGGGAGGGCAACUCUAAAAAUGCAAAGCAAUUGGAUAAAACUAAAAAAACUAAAAGUGUUGAGAAAUCAGAAGAAGAUGUUAAAAAGAAAUCAAAUCGUAGGAAGAACGACAAAGGAGAACUGGACAAAGACAAAACACAUAGAGCUGGAGAGGAAAAACAACGCAAAUCCAAAGAACCUCGUAAGAAAGGAGACAGUUUCCAUAAUGACAAGUCACAAGACACUGUCAAAAAAGUUAAAAGUGAGCUACCUGAGAACAGGCCUGUAGAAAGAGCAGAUCAAAACAGGCCCACUCCAAAUUCAAAACGUUACUCUAAAUCUGACAUAAGGCGAUCCCGAAAUCGAACAUACAGCAGUAGCUCAGCCAGCAGUGUAACUAGUCUAGAUGGUCCCAGGGCAGUGGCAGAGACUAGGAGGCGGCCCAAGCCUAAAGAUAAUCCAAAAGAGACCAUAGUUUUAAACAAAGAAGGCCGAAGGAGUCAUUUGCAAAGCUGGACAACAAACGGAGAAUCUGACACUGAAUCACUAGAUGGGAGUGAGGCCAGUGACAUAGUAGAGGACAGAAGGAGGAAAAAUGUUGAAAGAGGUGUGGGAAGAUGGAGAGAAGAUGGAAAUAGACUGAACAGAAAUAAAGACGAAAGUAGGGGUGUCCUUAAAGUGUCACAAACAAAUGUAGCAUCACAAGGUGUGGAGACGCAAUAUCGUAGACAAGUCAUUGCUCCACGCGGCAGAGGAGGAGGGAUUCUGGUGCUCCCCUCCCGCACUGACAUCUCACAGCCGGCUGAGGUGGGACAGAGACUUUUUGGGGGGAUUCGUGGAGGAGCAGCAUCUCGAAGCAGAGGGGGGAGGGGAGGUGGGAUGAGGAGACUGUGGGACCCCAAUAACCCAGAUCAAAAGCCAGCUCUUACAAACAUACAGCAGAACUCAACUCAUCAGCAACAUGCGUAUUUUCAGACAGGAACAGGCUACGGCCAGCUCCACUUCCUCGACACAGAUGAUGAAGUGGCAGGUAGUCCCCCAGUACAACAGGGGGAGCACAUUCGAUCCCAGCAGGCAGCAGCCAUGGCUUAUUAUAAGUUUCAAAACUCUGAUAAUCCUUACUGCUAUCCUGUGUCCUCCAACAACCCUACAGCUACCAGCAACCAGCGUUAUGUCUAUCCUUAUAUGGGACCUUACCAAAUGGCCAAUGGCAUGUACACUGGUUCUGCAGUGGGGCAGUUUGUGGGGCCGUACAGAGGAGGUUACGGGCAACCUGGUACGGGAGGUAAUGUGUCGUAUGAAGAGGCAGAACAACAAGCCAGAGGGGAGCUGGGGCGCCUGCUGCGGGCUGCAGACGCUCAUGAGGUCCAACUCAGUAACCUACUGUCCCGAGACAGGCUGAGCAUGGAGGGACUAGAUCGCAUGGGUCAGCUCAGGGCAGACCUCCUGUCCCUUUAUGAACAGGUCAUUUUAUCAGACAUUGAGUUCUCUGAUUCUCAAAAUGUGGACCAGGCUCUGUGGAAGAAUGUCUUUUAUCAAGUUAUCGAACGCUUCCGCCAGUUGCUUAAAGACCCCAACCAUGAGAGCAACCCGAGCACCAGAAACACACUGCUCACUCUGCUGGAUGAGGGAGCACUGUUUUUUGAUACACUUCUUCAGAAACUGCAGACUGUGUACCAGUUUAAACUUGAAGACUAUAUGGACGGUGUGGCCAUAAGAGCUAGACCACUGCGUAAAAUGGUAAAGUAUGCUCUGAUUAGUGCCCAGCGCUGUAUGAUCUGUCAAGGCGACAUCGCACGUUACAGAGAACAGGCCAGUGACAGUACAAACUACGGCAAGGCUCGCAGCUGGUAUCUCAAGGCUCAGCAGAUUGCUCCUAAAAAUGGCAGGCCAUAUAACCAAUUAGCUCUUCUGGCUGUCUACACUAAAAGGAAGUUGGAUGCUGUGUAUUACUACAUGCGGAGCCUGGCAGCCUCUAACCCUAUUCUGACAGCAAAGGAGAGCCUUAUGAGUUUAUUUGAAGAAUCUAAGCGCAAGGCAGAGCAGAUGGAGAGGAAGAUGAAGCAGGAGUCUGAUGAUGGUUCUAGGGGUCCCGCAGUGAGAGGGCGAGGCAGAGAGGACCGAGCCAGAGUGGAGAUCUGGAUCCGACCCACAGCACAGACCCCUGGCCUUUCCCAGCGUGGGGGCAGCGAAUCCAGCAGAGACUCUGAGCAGGAUGGAGAUAUGGGCACUCUCAGCACCAGUGAUCUGAAUAAAAGGUUCAUUCUGAGUUUCCUGCAUGCACACGGGAAGCUCUUCACUAAAGUGGGGAUGGAGUCCUUCCCUGGAGUGGCCUGUCGUGUCCUGCAGGACUUCAGGACACUGCUACAGCACAACCCGUCUGUGCUGGGCAGCACUCUCCUGCUGCAGAUCAUUACCAUCAACAUGUUCACCAUCCACAACUCACACAGCAGAGGGGAGGAAGAAGAGGCACGGUCUGUUUUACAGGAGCAGAGUACGGCCCUUGGUCUGGCUAUGUUUGCUCUUUUGGUGCAGCGCUGCACUGAACUUCUCAGAGGGACCCUGACUGACCCUAUCUCCACUGCAGAUGACAAACAGGAGCCAAUGGUAAGGGUCUCUACAUUUCCCAUGGACCUGCGAGAACUCCUGCCCAGCAUCAAAGUCUGGUCUGACUGGAUGUUGGGACAACCGGAUCAGUGGAAUCCCCCGCCCUGCACCAUAGAGUCAGGGUCCAACCCUGAUGUGUGGCAGUGCUUGGCUGACCUGUGUAAUGUGCUGGCCCGUGUGGACCAUGAGGAGGUACCUCUGUAUAAAAUGGACUCUGACGAGAUGGAGGGCGAUGAGGAUCUCAUCCUGCUGCAGCUCAAAGAGGACAGACUGCUCGCUGGGUUUGUGCCACUACUGGCUGCUCCACAGGAACCGUGCUACACGGACAAACAGACAGAUAUGACUAUCGCAGCUGACUGUAAGAGAGUAACAGUGCUGAAGUACUUCCUUGAAGCCUUGUGUGGACAGGAAGAGCCUCUACUGGCCUUUAAAGGGGGCAAAUAUGUGUCUGUGGCAUGUCCUCCUCCAAGCACAAAUUUAACAAAUUGCCACGUUCUUCCAGUAGAGAAAGAGGCGGAUGAUGUGAUUGUGGAGGCAGAGUCCUCUGUCUCUGCGUCAGAGGCAGAUGAGAUUGAAGAGGCCGAUGAUGGUGAAAAUGGCAUUAAGCAGCUGAGGGCGCGACGCCACGCUCUGGUGAACAAACUGGCCAAAGAACAGAAAAGAAGGGAUAAAAUCCAGGCUGUGCUGCAGACCAGAGGACAAUUGGAGCUGGAGGUGCAGCCUUUCUUUUUGGUUCCCGACACCAAUGCAUUCAUUGAUCAUUUGGAUGGACUGAAGAAAUUGCUCCAGAGCAGCACUUACAUAAUUGUUGUGCCACUAAUCGUGAUUACUGAGCUGGAUGGUUUGGCCAAAGGGCAGGACAAUGCAGGAGGGGUGGGGUCCGGUGGCCGUUCAAACUCUAAUGUAAGUGCUCACAUAAAGGCGGUGCAGGAGAAGGCCAAAGCUGCCGUGUUUUUUCUGGAGAAAGGUUUUGAGUCCCGUGAGCCCUGCCUCCGAGCUCUCACCAGCCGUGGAAAUCAGCUCGAGUCAAUUGCCUUUCGCAGUGAGGACACAUCUGGACAACAGGGCAACAAUGAUGAUGUCAUUUUGUCCUGUUGUCUUCAUUACUGCAAAGACAAAGCAAAGGAUUUUAUGCCUGAUAAGAAAAAUGGGACACAGAGGUUGCGGAGAGAGGUUGUCCUUCUCACUGAUGACCGUAACCUUCGGGUCAAAGCUUUAACACAUAAUGUCCCAGUGAGAGACAUCCCAGCCUUUCUGAGCUGGGCUAAAGUGGGCUGAACCGGGUCAACAACAAACUGUGAGGAGCCCAACCGCUAAAGUCUGCUUGCUUCUCAGUCGGACGAGAAGACACUUAAGCAGAGAGAGAAGAGCAAUCAGAGAAGAGGGAAGAGUUGAGAAGGCAAGAGAACCACUUGUGGAGUAAAAGUUGUGAGUGCAGGGUGGCUUUUGUGUGUAUUUGUGUUAAGAUCAGAGAGCUUCCCCAGAAAAGGUCAGAUAAGUCUUGGUAAGGCUUGACUUAAAAAGAGGGGCGAGAGCAGUGAUGUGCCUAUGUCCAGUGAGACAUGAGUGUCUGCUUAGCUAGUGUGUAAGAAAGGAGCUAGCAGUAUUAAAGGAGACUGAGCAAAGGAGGGGGACAGAGCUAUGGUGCAGAGCAAACAACAUAAACACGUCCCAAAUCUCAUACAAGGUCAGCUCAGUGAACAGGAGGAGACAACUGGAAUUUACAGAACUCUUGAAACUGGAAGUUCUUAUUUAGAAUCCAGUUUCAUACAACGUUUGAUUUUGGUAAUAACCAUUUACUUUCUGUUGAUAAUUAUAAUAAUUUAUUACUCCUACCCUGUUUUCGUUACCACAAGUCAGUCAAGUCAGUUAGCAGUAUGGAGAUUCUUUUGUUGCACUUAUCACAAAGGAUCCUAUACUAUGAUUUCUCUCUAAGAAUACAAUCUGCUCUGACCUUCACAAAGCUUUUUUUUUUUUCCUCUUUUUUUUUCAAAUUCACAAACUUGCUUGUGUUGAUUUUUCACAAGAAUUUGAUCAUUUUUAGAUCUUGGUUCUGCUUUGAUUAGUUUGAAUACUAAAAUGUGGCAUUACAAUUAAAAUCUAAAUCCUAAUUGACUAGAUGUGCUGCCAGUACUAUAGGCUCAUUUAAUGUGCAUUUAUUGUCCUCCAAAUCUUAAGUUAUUUUUUUUAUUUUCUUUUGCCUGCUGUAAGUUUGUGUUGCUACAGUGUUUUAACUGUUAAUGGUUGUGGGAGUGCAGCUGUAAACCAACCUUUUUAUUGUGCUUCAUUAAACAUUUUAAAUAUUGGCAUA